CUAAAGGGAGCCGUUGGUUGUGCUCUCCUCUGAUUGGCUGGCGGAUGAAUAUUUACGGAAGUAGUCAAGUUUAAGUGGAUUAGAGGAGCGACACACGACAGCUUGUCGACUGGUCUUGGUGACAUACUAAUAUGCAGACAGACGAUCAUGGUUCUGGCCUAAGAACAUUUCGUGUUCUUGUUGGUGUCACUGGAAGCGUUGCAGCCUUGAAACUGCCUCUUUUGGUAUCCCAGCUCCUUCAGCUCCCUAGGGUGGACGUAAGAGUGGUCACUACAGAGCAUGCCAAGCACUUCUACGAUCCUGCAGAGGUUUCAGUAAAAAUCUACAGUGACAAGGAUGAGUGGGAGCUGUGGACUCAGAGAUCUGACCCUGUGCUACACAUUGAGCUACGACGCUGGGCAGACCUACUUGUCAUUGCCCCCCUUGAUGCCAACACUCUUGGAAAGAUUGCUAGUGGCAUUUGUGACAAUCUGCUGACAUGUGUGGUAAGAGCAUGGGACACCAGUCGCCCUCUCCUCUUCUGCCCUGCGAUGAAUACAGCUAUGUGGCAACAUCCCAUUACAGCCGAGCAGAUUUCCAGGCUGACAGAGUUUGGAUAUGUGGAAAUUCCCUGCAUUGCUAAGAAGCUAGUGUGUGGAGAUGAAGGUAAAGGGGCCAUGGCAGAGGUAUCGACUAUUGUCAGUGUUGUCAAACAGUAUCUGCAGAAACCAGAUGAGUCAUCUUAGAAAACAUGUACGACACAUUGUAUGAUGAUGAUUGUGCUUUGACCUUCAAGGCCCUACACACCCAUGAUAAACACUGUUGCUUCCACCUAUUUUACGUGAUAUGUCCUCUUGUGGAGAUUGCAUGGAUGAUUACAGACCGGCGAUGACUGGCAUCUCCCUGACUCCCCUGUUAGUUUUGUUGCACCUGUGCAACAUGCACCUUUACCCUUCUUAUUACUACAUGGACUAAUGGAUAGCUCAACCCAAGUGCCCAAGUGAAACCUCUGCAGCCUAAUCCGUCAGAAUAACAUAAUGACCUUUAGCUGUUACCAGCAGCUCUUAGAGUAAAAUUUUAAACAGUUUGGUGCUUGUUUUCAUAUGCAUCAUCGAUUUAUCAUGAAAUUAUACUGACAUGAUUGAUGGUUUACUAGAGAGAGGAUACCCUUCAGCUAAUGUUGUCAUUUAAGCCAUUUAAGCCCAAAAUCACAUUUAAAUAUGGGAUAGUAUAUUUCUGCUCACAAAGCGGCAUUUCAUUAGUGAAAUGUCAUCGAGCUUAUGUGAGUACAUUGAAAAAUGCAACUCCUGUAUUGACAUUAUGGCUGCGCCUCGCUUCCUUGUCUUUUUCCUCUAACGGAGAUUGGCAAAGAAAUGAUGCAUCACUGCCAGCAUUGUUAAAAGAGUGAUGGUUAUUGGACAAACCUGUUUAAUGAUGUACUCUAUUUGUCUUUACAAGAAAAAAAAAAGCAUGGUUCUUCUGGAUCCCUGUUACUGUUUAUUUUGUGUUGGAAGCUGAGCAAACAAUGUGGUUGUGGUUCUAUGGAAAAUGAUAUGUAAGGUAUGGGCAUGCUAUUGUCUUUUGUCACAUCACUGUAUGAAGUAAGAACACAACCUUAAUUUAAUAACUUAAUGGCGGGUCGCUGAAACAAAAGGUGAUUCUCAUUCCUGGGCUGUUCACGUUGACACACUUAAAUUGCUAUUAGGGAAUUGGAUGGAUACUGUCAGUGUCCAAGGUAUAAAGUGAAGGAAAUCUGGAUUAAAAAAUAAGUUUUAAAGAGUUCGGUCUAGACCUGCUCUAUUUGAAAAGUGUCCUGAGAUAACUUCUGUUAUGAAUUGGCGCUAUACAAAUAAAAUUGAAUUGAAUUGAA
Molecule: messenger RNA, 1849 nt
Organism: Dicentrarchus labrax (European seabass)
Lineage: Eukaryota; Metazoa; Chordata; Actinopteri; Moronidae
Gene: ppcdc
Product: phosphopantothenoylcysteine decarboxylase
Exons: 5
Coding region: 132-725 (197 amino acids)
Biological process (GO): coenzyme A biosynthetic process
Cellular component (GO): phosphopantothenoylcysteine decarboxylase complex
Molecular function (GO): FMN binding; phosphopantothenoylcysteine decarboxylase activity
Source: RefSeq, a predicted model, not a curated record